Messenger RNA from Dibothriocephalus latus, 717 nucleotides. The record is from the annotation of a GenBank genome assembly. NCBI's taxonomy places the organism in Eukaryota, Metazoa, Platyhelminthes, Cestoda, Diphyllobothriidea, Diphyllobothriidae.
AUGUUUUUCGCGGAGUACAUCACAGUGGAAACUCUUGACGGUGAUAAUAAGUACGACGCUGGAGAGUUUGGCUUACAGGAAGCGGAGAAGGGCGUAAUAUUCACCCAGUUCCCUCCAGUUCUUUACCUCCAACUAAUGCGUUUUCAGUAUGACUGUAUAGCAAAUGCCAAUGUUAAAGUUAAUGACCGCUUCGAAUUUCCAUAUCGUCUCUGUCUGGAUCGUUUCCUCCGGCAUCCUGAACAUAGCGUAUACAUCUUGCACGCUGUUCUAGUGCAUUCAGGAGACAAUCAUGGAGGCCACUACGUUGCUUACAUCAACCCCCGUGGUGAUAAUACUUGGUACAAAUUCGACGAUGAUGUCGUCUCCAGGUCUACUCGUAAGGAAGCCAUAAAUAUGAACUACGGCGGCACUGACAAUGAGCAUGGUUACAUGUUCAAGCACUGCACGAAUGCCUACAUGCUCGUCUAUAUUCGCCGAUCUGCCCUUCCAACUGUCCUGCGACCUCUGUCAAGUACCGACAUACCCGAGUCUCUGAUCGGUCGUCUGGAGGAGGAGCGUCUCAUCGAGGCAGACCACAGGCGAGCGAAAGCGGAGUCCCAUCUCUAUACCUGUGUCUUGUUGGUCCUAGAGGAAGACUUCUACGGUUGGCAGGUUAGUACACCACCCACCCGCUUCCCCCGACUUGACUUUCAAGAUGAAUUUCUUAAGCGGAAUUAG